AGCUCCAUCACUCUUCUCUCAUUCACUCUCACUCACUCCUCUCUCUCAUUCACUCUCUCCCCUCGCUCGCUCUGCUCUCCAAUUCACUCUCACCUCCAGCUCCAUCACCUGCAGUUCCCUCACUUUCACCUCCAACUCAUCCCCCCGUCACACCAAUCUCCGCGCUCACCGCUCCGGCAGCGCAAUCCUCUGCACAGCGGCCUCGCGGUCUUCCCUGCCGAAGCCACCAAGAUGUCUCGCAGGCGCAAGAUCGACGACGACGAUGACGACGGAGCGAACCAGCACAAGCGGAGGCGGACCUCUGAGCCCAUGAAGAUCGAGGACCGGCUUGAGUCGCUCAUCUGCCGCGUCGGGGAGAAGAGCACCUCCUCUCUAGAGAGCAACCUGGAGGGUCUCGCGGGCGUGCUGGAGGCCGACCUGCCCAACUACAAGAGCAAAAUCCUGCGCAUCCUCACCGCUGUAGCUCGCCUGCUGCCUGAGAAGCUGACCAUCUACACCACGCUGUCGGGUCUCCUCAACGCUCGCAACUACAACUUUGGCGGGGAGCUGGUUGAGAGCCUGAUGCGGCAGCUGAAGGAGGCGCUGAAGGGAAACUACUACACGGAUUCUCUCUACAUCGUGCGCUUCCUGGCCGACCUGGUGAACUGCCACGUGAUCGCGGCGCCCUCCCUCGUCGCCAUGUUUGAGAACUUCGUGGCGGUCACGCAGGAGGAGGAGAUCCCCCAGGUGCGCUCCGACUGGUACGUGUACGCCGUGCUGUCCUCGCUGCCCUGGGUGGGAAAAGAGCUCUACGAGAAGAAAGACGUGGAGAUGGAGCGCAUCCUCACCCAGAUAGAGGCCUACAUUAAGAAGAGGAAGAAGCUGCAUAUGCCCAUGCUGCAGGUGUGGACGUCGGAUAAGCCUCACCCCCAGGAGGAGUACCUGGACUGCCUGUGGGCCCAGACGCAGAAGAUGCGCAGCGACCGCUGGCAGGAGCGCCACCUGCUGCGGCCGUACCUGGCGUUCGACAGCGUGCUGUGCGAGGCGCUGCAGCACAACCUGCCUCCCUUCACUCCGCCGCCGCACAGCCAGGACUCCGUCUACCCCAAGCCGCACGUCAUCUUCCGCCUCUUCGACUACACGGACGCUCCCGAGGGCCCCGUGAUGCCUGGCAGCCACGCCAUGGAGCGCUUCGUGAUCGAGGAGAACCUCCGCUGCAUCAUCAAGACGCACUGGAGGGAGCGCAAGACGUGUGCAGUCCAGCUGGUCAGCUACCUUGGAAGAACCAAAAUCCCGCUCAACUACAUGGUCAUCGAGGUGAUUUUCGGCGAGCUGUUCCAGCUGCCGUGCCCGCCGUGCAUCGAGGUGAUGUACACCGCCCUGCUCAUCGAGCUCUGCAAGCUGCAGCCCAGCUCACUGCCGCAAGUUCUGGCACAAACAGCAGAGAUGCUCUACAUGCGGCUGGAGAACAUGAACACCACCUGCAUCGACAGAUUCAUCAACUGGUUCUCUCACCACCUGAGCAAUUUUCAAUUCCGUUGGAGCUGGGAAGACUGGGCGGAUUGCCUGACUCUCGACCAGGGAGGACCGAAGCCCAAGUUUGUCCGGGAAGUUCUCGAAAAGUGUCUCAGGCUUUCCUACUUCCAGCGCAUUGUGGACAAUACCCCCGAGAGCUUUGCCGCUCUGCUGCCAGCCAACCCUGGGUGCAUCUACAAGUAUGCGGAUGAGUCUAAUAGCUCCCUGCCCGAGUACCAGAUGGCCGGCGUCCUGGUGGAGGCCUUCAAGAGCAAGAAGUCUCACGAUGAGAUCCUCAACAUCCUCAAGGAUGUGCCCAACCCCAACCAGGAGGAGGAUGACGAAGAGGGCUCCUUCAACCCCCUCAAGACGGAGCUCUUCGUGCAGAGCCUCUUGUCCCUGGCGUCCAAGUCGUUCAGUCAUUCCUUCAGCGCACUUGCCAAGUUUCAUGAAAUUUUCAAGCUUCUCGCCGACACGGAUGAAGGAAAAGUCCACAUUCUGAAGUCCAUGUAUGAUGUGUGGAGGAACCAUCCACAGAUGAUGUCGGUGCUCGUGGACAAGAUGAUUCGCAUGCGCAUCGUCGAUUGUGCCGCCGUCGCCAACUGGGUGUUCUCGGCCGACAUGGCGCAGGAGUUCACCAGGCUCUACGUCUGGGAGAUCAUCCAUUCGACGGUGCGGAAGAUGAACAAGCACGUGCAGAAGGUGCAGCGCGAGCUGGAGGAGGCCCGCGAUAAACUCGACCGCCACCUUAACCGGAUCGACAGCGACGAUGAGGACGAGCGGCCGGAAGACGCCUCCUCGCUUGAGGAGGCUGUGGAGCGGCUGCAGGAGAAGCUGGAGAUGGCUCAAAGCGAGCAGAAGAAUCUCUUCCUCGUCAUAUUUCAGCGGUUCAUCAUGAUCCUCACGGAGCACCUGGUACGCUGCGAGACCAGCGGCACGGAGCGCAGGACGCCCUGGUACAAGAACUGCAUCGAGCGUCUGCAGCAGAUCUUCCUCCAGCACCAGCACACGAUCCAGCUGUAUAUGGGGACCCUGGAGAACCUGCUGUUCACGAGCGAGCUGGACCCGCACAUCCUGGCCAUUUUCCAGCAGUUCUGCGCCCUCACGGCGUGACGUUCCGUCCCGCCGUCGCCGCCCGCGGGAACAGGAGGAACGCCGACGAGAGAAUCCUCGUGCCGGCCUCGCCACCGCCACUCGGCGAGGAAGCCGCGCCGCGCUUUUUACCCCAAACCGUCGGCAGUGGCGUCUCCGCGUGUUCACUCGCGCUAAACGUGCAACAAGUUGCUGGACAUUAGAUUCGAGGUUUAGGAAAAAUUAGAAGGCCCUUUUUGUUGCUGUGCUAUCGGUGUCGUCGCUGCCGCCACCACCCAGUUAGCUCAUUGUCCCUUCGUGGAUAUUGUUAGUCUGGUUUUGUUGGCAUGGACGUGAAUGUGAGCCCCGUAGACCCAACCGGGACGGUCUGGGAUCUUGCCACAGAGGCAGAUGUUAUGAGCAGGGUGACGAGUUUGCAGAUUAUUACUUCAUCUGGGUUUUUAUGCUGUGGAAAACAUGGUGUAUUAUCACGAGGAAUUACAUUAAUUGAAUGUCAAAGUGAAAAGACCGUUCUAAGUUAAUGUUUUUCAUUUCAUUGAUUGAAUGCGUGUCCCCAACAGUCGGGAGAGGCAAUGUAGCUUGGACCGAGUUUGUGUCGUCGCCUUUGGCUCUGCUGCACGUUUUGUAAGCAGCAUUGCCUUUAUUUCAUUGUCUGGUUUUUUGGCAAUAAAACCUCUGACAUUUUCUUCUGA
This is a messenger RNA of Petromyzon marinus (sea lamprey), 3278 nucleotides long. RefSeq names its product nuclear cap binding protein subunit 1 (gene NCBP1). Gene Ontology annotation, biological process: regulation of mRNA processing; nuclear-transcribed mRNA catabolic process, nonsense-mediated decay; mRNA export from nucleus. Gene Ontology annotation, molecular function: protein binding; RNA cap binding; mRNA binding. The record is from RefSeq and is a predicted model, not a curated record. Lineage: Eukaryota; Metazoa; Chordata; Hyperoartia; Petromyzontiformes; Petromyzontidae. Gene Ontology annotation, cellular component: nuclear cap binding complex; nucleus.